Etheostoma spectabile (orangethroat darter) is the source of this 1635-nucleotide messenger RNA. RefSeq lists its product as uncharacterized. The transcript has 5 exons. The record is from RefSeq and is a predicted model, not a curated record. Bases 107 to 1072 code for a protein of 321 amino acids. Lineage: Eukaryota; Metazoa; Chordata; Actinopteri; Perciformes; Percidae.
CUGCUCGUGAAUUUGCCGUCCGUGGUCCGCCAUUACCAGCUUCGAAUGGGAAGACCAUCUGUGGCCCAGGACAUCGCUUUUAGAUAAGAUUUUUGGAUGGGCAGACAUGGCAGUCAAAAGGCCAGCCAAGUUGCAGGUUAUUCUGAAUCCUGAUGACACCAGAAAGCUAAUUCUGCCUGAUGGAAUUCCAGAGUCAAUGGAGCAGCUUAUGGAUGAAGUCAGGAAAGUGUGUGGGCUAAGUGGCAAUUUAAGACUGCAGUACCAAGACAGAGAUUUGCUAGUUAAUAGAGAUGCACUAGUUAACUUGACAUCUACUGCGGAAGGAGAGGCCAACCACAUACCUGACAUUCCAACAGGGGAGACCCCAGAAAAAUUGGAAAAUGAGAGACUGUCCCUUUUAACUGAAGCAAAAAAGUGCAACAAUCGUGCAGUGAUAAAGGCCAAAAUGGACAAGACUUUUUCUCUGCGGAGAGAGGACAUUUUGGCAAAGGAAUCAGAAGUGGAAGAGCUGAAGGAGAGAUGGCCUGCAUUGUUCACAAUGGAUGAGAUCAAUGCCGAGUUUAUGAGAAUAACAACUGUUCCACUUCAACCGCGAUUCUUGGCUUCACAGCACCACAGCAAGCUGAUAGAGAUCAUCAGAAACAAAGGAGGAGUUGUCAGAGAGAAGACCCGAAAUACACUGAAUGUUCUUGAUCAGAGCCUCGAUGUGAAUCAAAAAAGGGAGUGUCUGCUGAAAUGCCUUAUUGUGUACCUUGGUGAAGAUGUGGACAAGCUUAUCAAGGAGUAUCGGGUUGUUCAGAAGUAUGAAGCUCAAACAGAACUUGAGAGAUCUACAAUGGCAGUGUUUGUCUUCAGGGAAGAUGAGGAUCCUCUCCAGCCACCACAUGACAUUGGGAUUGUCAUUGAAGGUGUGCAGGUCCUUCAUGAGUUGCCAUCAGUCCCACAUGCAUGUGCCAUGUUGUUUGGCCUCAUCUAUGCUCUGAACUUGAGCUAUCCAAGUGAGCACAAAUACACGUUUGAUGCACUGCAGAAAAUAUUUAUGGAGAUAUUACCAAAGAAGUUAGUUAGAUAGCUUGAUAGAUAGUUUGUUCUCUAUUGAUUUUCCAUUUGUAAGGGUAAGGGGGGUGAUACACACAUCCUGGGUAUUUUGUCAAGGAUAGCCAGGUUAUAGGAAUGUUAAACUAUAUUAUUUCACAUAGCCUAUCUGAGGUCAUAAUGUAGAGUUGUCAAAACCUUUUUGUAAUACCACAUUAAUGUGGAUAAAUGUUACAAAAAUGUUGACUUUUCUUUUGAUAUGGUUGAAAGUAAUGUGACAUUCAUACGUCCUGGAAAGUCAAAGGAUAGCCAAAUAUUAAGACUGUUAGGACUAUUUUUAUACUGCUUAAUGGUUAUUACAUUACAUGUCAAGUUUUAAAGUAUGAGUCUAUAAAACAGUUUUACAUUAUUGUGGUAAAAGUUACAGAAAGGUUGCAUACGUUUUUGUAUUGAAAAAAUCAUGAUUUCUUUUAUUUUAUACUUGUCUUUGUUUUUCUCAAGAGUUGAUGUGUUAACAGCAUACCAGCUGGCAGCAAAAUGUAAUUCUUUUCAAAACAACAAAGAAGGUGAUGCACAUUUUAACAGUGACAUCACAAUAAA